AUGGACGAGCUAAAAGAAGUCAACUUGGAAACUGAGGAAGACCCUCGUCCAACCUUCAUUAGCUCUCUCAUACCCAAAGAACAAAUAGAAGAGAUAAAAGAGCUCCUCUGUGAAUUUAGGGACUAUCUUGCCUGGACAUAUGCUGAGAUGCCUAGCUUAUCCCCUGAUGUGGCAGUUCACAGAUUAGGAAUCAAGCCUGAUGCAAUACCUGUGAUUGCAGAAAAAUAUGCCGACUGGAUUGCCAAUAUCGUCCCUGUAAAGAAGAAGAAUGGCCAGAUUCAUAUCUGCAUCGACUUCAGGGACCUCAAUAAGGCAUGCCCGAAAGAUGACUUUUCACUCCCAGUAUCAGAGCUUCUAGUUGACAAUACAUCCAACUACGAUAUGUUCUCUUUCAUGGAUGGAUCAUCAGGCUACAAUCAGAUUAAAAUGGAGCAUGAAGAUGAAAGACAUAAAUCAUUCAGAAUGCCUAUAGGCAUAUUCUGCUACACAGUCAUGCCCUUUGGCCUGAAGAAUGCUUGUGUCACUUACCAACGGGCGAUGACUCGUAUAUUUGAUGAUUUGAUCCAUCAAAAGGUCGAAUUCUAUGUAGAUGACUUGGUCAUUAAGAGCAUAGAUCGAAAAGACCAUCUAGAUGACUUGAGAAUAGUGUUUGAAAGAAUCAGAAAAUAUGAUCAAAAGAUGAACCUUCUCAAGUGUGCAUUUGGAGUAUCCUCAGGAAAAUUCCUAGGGUACGUUGUUCGACAUCGAGGCAUUGAAGUCGACCCAAAUAAGAUCAAGGCAAUCAUGAUGAUGCCACCUCCAAAGAGCCUUCGACAACUCUGCUCCUUACAAGGAAAGAUGUCCGUUUCAAAUGAUGUCCAUUUCAAAUGGGACGAAGAGUGCCAAGAAGCAUUUGGCAGUAUCAAAAGAUAUCUGUUGAAUCCACCCAUUCUUGCGGCGCCAAUCCCCGGAAAACCUCUUAUACUAUACACGGCAGCACUAGAAGAAUCCCUCGGAGCACUAUUGGCCCAGCAUAAUGAAGAAGACAAGGAGAAUGCACUGUACUACAUCAGUCGUCGUUUGGCAAGGUGGGCAGUGAUACUCCUGCAGUUUGAUAUCACAUAUUUCCCUCAAAAGGCAGUGAAAGGGCAGGUGUUGACAGAUUUUCUCGCUGCACAUCCUAUCCCUGCAGAUUCUCCGGUCAACGAUGAUCUACAUGACGAGCAGAUCAUGAAUGUUGAAGAAGAGGAGAUGCUACGAGUAUGGGAAAUAUAUUUUGAUGGAGCAUCCUCAAUCAAGGUUGCUCGGCCUCCAAAUCCAGAGAAAGCUCAAGCCGGAAUCGGACUAAUUUUCGUGGCGCCCGAGGGAGGCAUAAUGAGAUUCUCAUUCAAUUUAACUGAACCUCGGACAAAUAAUGAAGCCGGAUAUGAAGCCCUAAUAACAGGAUUAGAGAUUACAAUCGAUGUACGAAUUCAAAAUCUCCAAAUCUUCGGUGAUUCUCAACUUGUUGUAAAUCAAGUGCUGGGAGUUUACAAAAUCACCGAGUUUGAGUUGGCCUGUUAUCAUCUACAAGUUCUUGAGCUUAUGAAUCAAAUUACAGUUGUCAAACUAACUCAAGUUCCCCGAGAGGGAAUACCAAAUUCAAGCCAGCAGGAUGCAACUCCGGUUGAUCCUCAAUCUCCCCAACCAGUUGAUCUCGAAGAUCAAGUUGAAGAACAUCAAGUUCCUAAGAAAAGACACAAGGCCAGUCAAGCUUUCGAAUCAUGCAAGCAUUGCCUAGAUGUCGAGGAAGAAGAUGAUUGGAGGCAACCUUUCAUUGAUUACUUCAAGGAAGGAAGACUACCAACAGACAAAUCAUUAGCUACUCAAAUCAGAAAGAGAGCAUUAAGAUAUACAUUUGUCAACAACACAUUGUAUCGACGUGCUUUCGAUCAAAUGUGGCUAAGAUGCCUAGGGACUCGAGAAGCUGAUAAAGUGGUAGCGCAGGUUCAGGAAGGACUUUGUGGAGUGCGUCAAUCAGGUCCCAAGAUGACAGUCAAAAUCAAAAGAAUGGGCUACUAUUGGCCGACCAUGAUCAACGGUGAUGUUAUACAUCAACCGCCAAAUCUGCUACACCUUACAAUAGCAUCCUGGCCAUUCGAAUGUUGGGGUACUAAUGUUAUCGGGCCAAUAGAUUCGCCCUCAUCGGCAGGACACCGCUUUAUCUUGGCAACAACUAACUACUUCUCAAAGUGGGCAGAAGCGGCUCUAUUCAAAGAAAUUACAUCUGAGCACGUGAUCAACUUCUUCACUCACAAUGUUGUUUACAGAUUCAGUGUGCCACGCCGCAUAAUCUCAGACAACGGAACUGCUUUCAAGAGUACCAAAAUCUAUAAGUUCGUUGAUCGGAACAAAAUUGAUUGGCGGUGCUCUUCCAUUUACUAUCCAAGAGCAAAUGGUUUAGCUGAAGCCUUCAACAAAAUAUUGGUGAAAUUGCUAAAGAAGAUUCUCUCUAAAAACAAAAGAGAGUGGCAUACGAAGAUGACAGAGGCAUUGUGGGCAUAUCGUACGACCUACAAAACACCAACCAAAGCCACUCCUUACUCUCUAAUGUUCGGAGUUGAAGCUGUACUGCUACUAGAAGUUGAACUUCCAUCUCUUCGAGUUGCUGUCCAGAAUGAGCUGACUCAGGAACAAAAUGCUCGUUUGAGAAUGGAAGAGCUCGAUGCACUCGAUAAAAUCAGGUUGCAAGCUCAGCAGAACCUUGAGAUCUACCGAGCAAGAAUGACAAAGUCCUUUGAUCGAAUGGUUCGUCCUCGAUCAUUUCAAGAAGGAGAAUUGGUCAUGGUGCAGAGAAGGCCAAUCAUCCCACACCCAAAAAUUGGUGGCAAAUUUGUUUCCAACUAG
Dendrobium catenatum is the source of this 2865-nucleotide messenger RNA. RefSeq lists its product as uncharacterized. NCBI's taxonomy places the organism in Eukaryota, Viridiplantae, Streptophyta, Magnoliopsida, Asparagales, Orchidaceae. Bases 1 to 2865 code for a protein of 954 amino acids. Gene Ontology annotation, molecular function: RNA-DNA hybrid ribonuclease activity; nucleic acid binding. The transcript is spliced from 6 exons. The record is from RefSeq and is a predicted model, not a curated record. Gene Ontology annotation, biological process: DNA integration.